CAGUACAAAGCUCGAAAGCCAUUUCUCUUACGGUCGAAAGUCUCAAAUUUUCAAAACAAACAUGGAAGGGGAAGAGCAGAGUCCUAAGAUCAUCUACGAUAUUAUCAUCCUGGGUGCCUCUGGUUUCACAGGCAAGUACGUAGUGAGAGAAGCCCUCAAGUUUUUCGAUGCCAGUUCCUCAUCCCCUCUCAAAACCCUAGCCCUAGCUGGCCGAAACCCCUCAAAACUGGCGCAAGCCCUAGAAUGGGCCGCCCACCCCAAUCCCCCACCUGCUAUUCCUAUCCUCACCGCGGAUACCACCGACCCGCCAUCCCUCCGCCGCCUCUGCUCCCAAGCCAGGCUCAUCCUCAACUGCGUGGGCCCCUUUCGCCUCUAUGGCGAGCCUGUGGUCGCCGCGUGCGUGGAAUCGGGCUGCGAUUACCUGGACAUAUGCGGCGAGCCGGAGUUCAUGGAGAGAAUGGAGGCGGCGUACCAUGAGAAGGCGUCGGAGAAGGGUUCUUUGGUGGUUUCUGCAUGUGGGUUCGAUUCAGUUCCGGCUGAAUUGGGUCUCAUGUUCAACUCUAGACAGUGGGUGUCUCCGGCAGCGCCCAAUCGGGUGGAAGCCUACGUGAGUCUGGAGUCGGAGAAGAGAGUGGUUGGGAAUAUGGGGACGUACGAGUCCGCGGUUUUGGGCGUGGCCAAUGCCGGCAAGUUGCAAGAAUUCAGGCGGUCCAGACCCAGAAGAGCUAGGCCAGUGAUUCCUGGUCCCCCUCCACCAAAAGGACCAACAAUCGAACACCAGAAGCAGAUUGGAAUUUGGGCUGUAAGGCUUCCAUCUGCGGAUUCUAUUGUUGUGCGACGAACACUUUCUAUUCUUACAGAAAACCCGUGUGGUCUGCCUGGUGUCAAUGAGAGUAGUGAACAGAUUGCAAAGAAAGAGGCCUUCUGGUCAACCGUGAAGCCAGCUCAUUUUGGGGUGAAGAUAAGCUCAAAAUCUCUGUUGGGGAUAUUCCGAAUCAUCACAGUAGGAAUUUUCAUUGGGGUCUUUGGGAAAACUGCUUUUGGGAGGUGGCUUCUGUUAAAAUUUCCCUCGGUUUUCAGCCUUGGGUGGUUCAGGAAGAAGGGUCCCUCUGAAGAUGAGGUGAGAAGUGCUUCCUUCAAGAUGUGGUUUGUUGGACAUGGUUUCAGUGACUGCAGGCUUCUUUCAGAGGGAAACAUGAAGCCUGAUAGUGAGAUAAUAACAAGAGUAAUGGGACCUGAGAUUGGGUACGUGACCACCCCAAUAAUUCUACUUCAGUGUACUCUCAUUGUGCUGAGCCAACGGGACAAUCUACCCAAGGGUGGUGUCUUCCCCCCUGGGAUUGUGUUUGGACACACUGAUCUCCAACAACGACUCCAAGAAAAUGGGAUUUCUUUUGAUGUAGUUUCCAGGAACUGAUGGGUUCAACUUUUGUCUGCUGAACGCUAUCUGAUAAUAAGUUAAUUACUGAAAGUUGAGGUGCUUGUGGGUUUCUUUCUCGUGACUCUUCUUCUGCCAGAGUGGUUAUGGCUUUGGCUUUGAUGAGCUUGUGUCUUAACUCUGCAUUUGAUUUGCUUUUCAUACAUUUCAUCCUUUCAUGUGCUGCUUUAAAUGCAGGAGCUGGUGUUUGUGGUUUA
Messenger RNA from Vitis riparia (riverbank grape), 1635 nucleotides. Its product is annotated as probable mitochondrial saccharopine dehydrogenase-like oxidoreductase At5g39410. The record is from RefSeq and is a predicted model, not a curated record. The transcript has 2 exons. Gene Ontology annotation, cellular component: plasma membrane; mitochondrion; lipid droplet. NCBI's taxonomy places the organism in Eukaryota, Viridiplantae, Streptophyta, Magnoliopsida, Vitales, Vitaceae. Gene Ontology annotation, biological process: glycolipid biosynthetic process. Bases 62 to 1417 code for a protein of 451 amino acids.